Molecule: messenger RNA, 2527 nt
Organism: Brassica rapa (field mustard)
Lineage: Eukaryota; Viridiplantae; Streptophyta; Magnoliopsida; Brassicales; Brassicaceae
Source: RefSeq, a predicted model, not a curated record
AUCAGUGAGAGACAAAUCAUUUAGUACAGACAACUUCUCGUCGCUGUCAUAGAUUCGUUUACACAAGAGUUGCUACCCAUAAAAAGCAUGUGUUCUGCACAAAACAUUAACAUGAGAGUGAGUCAACACUAAAAACAAAGAAAGUGAAUUCAAAACUGAUACAGAAGAUGAAAAUACCAAGAAAGUGAGCGAGGCCUUUUUUUUCAAAAAAAAAAAAAAAAAAAGUGAGCGAGGCCUUGCGCCUCCGGAGGAUCCAAGAAGCUUCCCAUUGCAACACACAUUGCUGCAGCUGCCUGAAACGCACAUCACAACACACAUGAGUUUAAAAAUCAAAUUUGAUUAAAAAGAGUGAUAUAUCUUAAAUCGAAAAGAACCUUUUUAGUCUGUUGCUCUCCUUUCUCUUUCACUUCAUCUUCAUCCAUAUCAUCUCCUUCUCCGUCGUCACCUUCAUAGCUCCCGUCACUAUCUUCCUCUUCUUCUCCGUCAUCAUCAUCAUCUGAAUAAGCAGACCACACAAUCCGUUCUCCAGCUCAAUCACUCUGUAUAGCCUCCUGGUCGUUGGGCGACUUCACCACUACAUUGUCCAAGCUCGUAACGGCUUUCGUUACAGACAUUGCGAUAGCGACUCGUGAAGAAGUGCUGCUGCAGCAGCUGCUGGAAUCCUGGAAGAGUAUAUUCUUGAGGUCUCGCUGCCUCCAGGGGCGGAUGUAGAGAAAAAUUUAUAGUGAGGCAUAAUUGAAAUAUUUUAAAGAAUUAGGGGUAAAUUUGCUAAAAACAAAGAGUUUUCAAAAUCAAGAUAUCUUGCCGUUCUUUUUGUAGAAAAUUAGCAUGUAAGCCGGUUAUGCUAUAAAAACGACACGCGUUGUUGUUUUAAGGAACGUAAAUAGCAAAAUAAAAACGCUACGUCUUCGCCUCUGAUUUCUUGCCGUUCUCUCCGUUGAGAUUUGGCAUGUACACCGUUUCAUGCUAGAGAAACCGCACGCGUCGUUUUUCUGAGGAGCGGAAAUAGCCAAAAAAAAAAAAGACGCUUCGUCUUCGCCUCUGUUUUCUCGCCGUUCUCUCCGUUGAGAUUUGGCAUGUCCGCCGUUUCAUACUAGAGAAACCGCACGCGUCGUUGUUUUAAGGAACGGAAAUAACAAAAAAAGGACUUAACCGUCGUCUUCGCCUUCGCCUUCACACCUCCGGGAGAGUUUGAUUUGAGUCGGCAACGAUGGCAUUGUCGCAGUGGAAGGAAGCUAUCCUCGAAGGAAUUUUCACGGAGAUCGAGAAAGGACUCGUGGAGGAUAAGAAUCUCGAGCGGUUAGAGAAUCUAGUGGAGAUUCUCCACAAAGAAGGCUCUAAAGUCCCCCAAUCAGUGAAGGAAUCGUACUGUCAAGUCGCCGUAGAAUGUACAGCGAGGUGUCUCACUAACGAGAGAGACGCAAAAGAAGCUUACACCGAAGCAAUCAGAUCGAUUUGGCUCCGUAGGGUUAUGCCUCUGUGCGAUAAGGUCAGUUGUUUGGUUACUCGUGACCUCUUGAAUAGCUGCAAAAGAUUGUGGACGGCUCAUGGUGACGCUAAGGCUCGUGAGGCCUUGAUGGAUGAGAAUACGAGAGAGAAAGCUUUGGCUUCUUUGAGGAAAGUUGUUUCUGAGCUGCACCCCAACAUUGAUUGUGCCUAUGGUGAGAGAGAUGAAUCUGAAGAGACUAGUAAAGAAACAGGAGAGACAGAGCCAAUGGAGGAAGACGAAGGGAGACUCUCAGAUAUUGAAGAGGAAGGACCUUGUGGUGAGUUAGAAGCUGCAUCUCCGCCACGGAGGAUGAAGACCAUUUCCUCUGCAGUUGUUGCCAAGGCGCUUGAAGAGCUUAGAGCUUCUAAAAUCGACCUGAUGAAUGCCUUGGCAGAAGCAGGAGGACCUUCAAAUUGGAAGGUUGCUUCGACUACACAACAAGAGAAUGUUGUUGCUGGUCCUCCUGCAGCAAACAAGCCUAGCUUGAUGGAGAGAAGAGCCACAGCACAGACUUGUGAGUGGGAAGACUCAAUUGAUGAUGAUUCAGAUGGAGAAAAUGGUGAAGCGGAUAAUGAACCAAGAGGUAAAAGGAUUGUGGUGUCUCCUUGGAAAAGAAACCUUGUUGGUGGUAGAAGGCCGAAGAUUCCUUGGAGUACUGCAGAAACGCUGGCCGUUAUGAAAGGCUAUGAGAAGUAUGGUGCAAACUGGAAGCGGAUCAAAGAUGAGUGUGAUAUUCUAGUGCGCAGAACUAAUGGUGAUAUUAAAGAUAAACAUCGAGUUGAGAUGAGGCGUCUAGAGCGCCAUCCUUUGAGUAGGAACUGAGAAAAAGACAUCAGACCUCUUUUGCGCUGACGAUUAACAAAAUGCUGAACAAAGAUGUGUUGUGGCAUCUAUGGAAUGUAAAAGGAUGGGUAACAUUUUGUCGCCUUCUUUUAAACCCUUGAGAAUUUGUACAUAUGAUGAUGAUAAUAUCUAGUGACUCUGCUUGUUUAAGUAAACUAGGUUCCUUGAUCAAUCUAGGAGCAGUUCAUUUCGGUU